Messenger RNA from Daphnia pulex (common water flea), 2267 nucleotides. It is a transcript of the gene Pdk, whose product is annotated as pyruvate dehydrogenase (acetyl-transferring) kinase, mitochondrial-like. The coding region runs from base 259 to 1512 and encodes 417 amino acids. The transcript has 8 exons. Lineage: Eukaryota; Metazoa; Arthropoda; Branchiopoda; Diplostraca; Daphniidae. Gene Ontology annotation, biological process: protein phosphorylation; regulation of glucose metabolic process. The record is from RefSeq and is a predicted model, not a curated record. Gene Ontology annotation, molecular function: pyruvate dehydrogenase (acetyl-transferring) kinase activity. Gene Ontology annotation, cellular component: mitochondrion.
UUCGUCUGCAUUCACCAGCGUAGCACCGAGUGAGUUGAGAGUGUCUGUUGUUUUUAGUUGCACUUUGGACGGUCAAAUGUGCGAGAUGCAAAGUUGUUUUUCCACCUAAUAAAGUCUAGUCUCUACCUGUAUACAAUCUACUCGACUGGAUACUUCACCUUUCAAUCUUUGGGUGUUUGUGCAGUUUGAUUUUUUCAAAAGCUCUCUCGAUCGACAAUUGCGUCUACCGUCAACAAAGACAUUAUCUGCUUAUAAGAAAUGAGGCUCACGGCCCUCACUGCCAGCAACGUCCGUAACCUGUCGCGGAUGCUGGAUCAUUAUUCCCAUUUCAAUCCGUCUCCAUUGUCCGUCAAGCAGUUUAUCGAUUUCGGUCGCAGCGCAAAUGAAGUCCGAUCGUUUGAGUUUCUGCGCAAAGAGAUACCCGUUCGCCUUGCCAACAUUAUGCAAGAGAUCAAUCUCUUGCCACAGAAUCUACUGAGAAUGCCCUCCGUUCAUUUGGUCCACAACUGGUAUGUCAAGAGUUUCAAAGAAAUUCUCGAGUUUGAAGAUAUCAAAAGCGUCGACAACAAAAAACUUAACGAAUUCUGCGAGGCUUUGAUCAAGAUUAGAAAUCGUCACGCCGAUGUCGUGCCGACCAUGGCCAAAGGUGUGAUUGAAUUGCGUGAAUCGCAUCCGGUCGACCAGACGAUUGAACAUCGAAUUCAUUAUUUUCUCGAUCGUUUCUACAUGUCCAGGAUCGGCAUCCGCAUGCUCAUCAAUCAACACACGCUGCUGUUUGGUGGACAAAUGAACAACACCCGACAUAUCGGCUGCAUCGAUCCCAAUUGCGACGUCCAGUCUGUGGUGCGCGAUGCCUAUGAAAACGCCAAAUUCCUUUGCGAUCAGUAUUACCUGGCCUCUCCCGAUUUGGAAGUCAAAGAACAUAAUAACUUGGAGCCUGGUAUUCCCAUUCAGAUCGUUUAUGUACCGUCACACCUCUACCACACAUUGUUUGAAUUGUUCAAGAACGCCAUGAGAGCCGUGGUUGAACAUCACGGUGCUGCCGCUCGAGAUUAUCCACCAGUUCAGGUGCUGGUCAUUCGAGGGAAAGAAGAUGUUACCAUUAAGGUCUCUGAUAGAGGUGGAGGUGUCACUCGAUCAGACAUGAAGAACCUCUUCCAUUACAUGUACUCCACCGCUCCGCAACCGUCGCUGUCGGAUACGGAUUCCGCUCCCCUGGCCGGUUACGGUUACGGUUUGCCGCUGUCACGUUUGUAUGCUCGCUAUCUGCUGGGCGAUCUGACUCUGACGUCAUGCGAGGGCUAUGGCACGGAUGCCUACGUCUUUCUCAAGGCCAUCAGCGAGGAGGCCAACGAAAUGUUGCCCGUUUUCAAUCACAGCUCCACCCGUCAGUACAGCUCACCUUUGCCCACUCGCGAUUGGGUCAGCUUCGGUGGCGGCUCGGCCUCAUCGCCCGCCAGAGUCCGUCACCUGUCCACCAAGGUCCCAGGCCCAUUCGAUUCAAUAGUAUAGUGCAAUUCGGGGCCAACACACACAGCUAAAAUUACCCAAUUACCUAUCAAUACCAGAAUUUUGGUAAAAUAAUACCAAAUAUUACAACAAAAAAUGAGCUAAGAUUUACUAUCAUAAUGGCCAGCAUGUUUUAAAAUAGAUUUAAUUUGAAAAGAAAAAUUAUAAUAUCUACCUAAACACCAUUGAAACGGUAGGAGAAAAUGAUUUAGAGAAUCCACCGGGGUUUUUAUUCUUUUAAAUGUUUUAUUCAUUUUAAUUUUUUGUAGAAUUAUCAAUCUCAUUUGAAUGUUGAAAUGGUUUUUAGUGGCCAUUUAUAUUAAGAUUUUCAUUUGUCAUCAAACGAUAUUGCUCGGCGAAAGGGUAAAUGAUCAGUUAAUCUUGUGAUGGACCCCCCAGUGUUUUGUUAUUAUCACGGAGAAGAGUCUUGCCACACUUUCAUAUCCGCAUUGUCGUUGUCAAGUAAACCACAAGGAUUAAUCGCGUACAACUUUACAUUGGCAACCCACAUACUCCUUUGGGUCCCUUUUUUUAUUUUUUGAAUUAAAAAACAAAAGAUGAUGGUUUGGAAGGGGGGUCUGGUUAAUUUGAGAAGAAAUGUAUAGUUUUAAAUGUAAUUCCCCAAUAUUCUAUUGAAGUUAAGAAAUUCCACUUCACACACACAGCAUUGUCUUAAGUGCUCUGCAUUUGUCACUUGCCGAGAUUUGAAUUUAUAUAUCUCCCAAAGUGUAAUACACAAAACCAUUUUGAAAUCUUGA